AACGGCUUGUUGGGUGAGACGGUAACGGCGAGACCGGUCAUUCGGAGGAGCCGGAAAACCAGCAAGCGAACAAGGUAAAUAUUCCGUCCGUUGUGUCACAUGGCGCGCGACUCCGUGUCUGUACUGGAUAAAUGCAAGCUACCGAUACUGUCUCUUGCAUGUGGGGGCUGGCGUCAUGGAGAGUCGGAACGCAGCCCUGCCGGAGUUACAGGCUUGAGUUCAGCAGCGUGCUGUGACCCUGAUACUACGCCACGGCAACUGGAAGCAACACAUCGAUAUCUUUCCCUGGCGGUUGUACCAUUGGCUAUCAGUGGAGACGCUGACUGGUGGGGUAGACGGGGUCCGGGCUCCCCGUCGCCUCGUGGCGCUGGCGAACCCUACAAGGGCUUGGCGAGACUCGUGGAGAAAAGGUGUUCCCCGUGGGUGGGAAGUCCGAAGUGGCUGACUCGACCUUUCAUGCGGACCGUUGGCUGGAUCCCUUCCCUCGUCAGACACAUUCUGUCCGACGUUGGCAAAUGUCGCCAUUGUUCGACUCACUCCCCUGCCGUGCCAACAGCUUACCUACCCCAGCCUGCGCCGCACGUCUGCCGCCUAAUCUUUAUGCCGUGCUUCGGCAGAGGCCGGACGAGAGGCACGCCAGCGGCUUCUCGUUGAGGGACGCUAAUGCAGGCCAACGCAAUUCCCCUGCAAUAUCCCAAGCCCAGGCCGAUAAACGAUUUCGAUGAUUUGGGAUGGGGCGAGCAACCGAGCUCCAAUGACAGGCAUUCCAGCCCAGGGUUGUCGGAGAAAAAGCCAAGCUUGGGACUUCUGCAAUUGUCAGUUUUUCC
This is a messenger RNA of Parathielavia appendiculata, 827 nucleotides long. RefSeq lists its product as uncharacterized. The transcript has a single exon. The record is from RefSeq and is a predicted model, not a curated record. Bases 100 to 654 code for a protein of 184 amino acids. NCBI's taxonomy places the organism in Eukaryota, Fungi, Ascomycota, Sordariomycetes, Sordariales, Chaetomiaceae.